This is a messenger RNA of Hydractinia symbiolongicarpus, 1954 nucleotides long. RefSeq lists its product as uncharacterized. NCBI's taxonomy places the organism in Eukaryota, Metazoa, Cnidaria, Hydrozoa, Anthoathecata, Hydractiniidae. The coding region runs from base 256 to 1659 and encodes 467 amino acids. The transcript is spliced from 2 exons. Gene Ontology annotation, biological process: regulation of transcription by RNA polymerase II; developmental process. The record is from RefSeq and is a predicted model, not a curated record. Gene Ontology annotation, molecular function: RNA polymerase II transcription regulatory region sequence-specific DNA binding; protein dimerization activity; DNA-binding transcription factor activity, RNA polymerase II-specific.
AAACGGCUUUUUAUUAUAUCUUAGUUUUUUAGUAUUACAAAUCAUAAUAUUGUUUUCAUAGUGAAAUGUAAUCUUUAAUCAGAUUUAUCAUCGUUUUAAAUUAAUCUCACAAGUAUAUAUCGGCACUGCGAUGGUCAUUUAAAAUAGGGUGAUCUUUUGAUAAAUACGUAAACACGAAAGCAAGCCAGCAAUACCAUCUUUGUAUAUGCCAAGAGAAAGUUAGUCGUUUUAUCUCUACAAAACAAUCUGUUAGCUAUGCCAAAAUCAUUUUUACUACGACGUAAGAGGGAAGAAAAUGUUUCAUCGAACAUUGUAGUUGCAGAAAUUUCUCAGAAUGGAGGCAAGCAAUCGACAGAUCAGUCGAUAAAAAUGGCUGGGAAACGCAAGUUACGCGAUAGUGAGAAUUCUCCACAAACAAUUUCGAGAAUUACCGGACUUUCGACGCACGUUCACAAUGAUUUGCAUGCUUACCACAAAAACGCUGAACGUUACAGCAAGUAUCUUUGCAUAGACAAGCCUGUAAAGAAAGAAAAUAGUUUCCAUGUUUCUCGAUUACUCCAAGAGAACAAAAAAGCACCCAGUAUUCAUAAUACGGAUUAUUCGGCUUUUAAAGUCUUAAGCAAGUCAAGUCCGCUAAAUUAUUUCGAACGAUUGUAUAAGAAACGAAUGCGUGAACACAACGAACUUACAAUGGAAAUUGAUAGGUUUAAACCAUGUAGUAAGUCAUGCUGUGUUCCGUCGCCGUCAUCAUAUCCACGUCACUCACCGACAGUUUCACAUCAUACGCCAACACGUUUUAGUUACUCGCCAAUACUUUCUCGCCGUUCGAGUGAAACAAGUAGUGCAAAUUCCAGCGGAAGUACAUGCAACUCUCGUCAAAACGAAAGCAAUUUGUCGUGUGAAACCGAUGAGGAGCACCAAAGAAGUCCCAUUUUGCGUAUAAAAAACACAAUCUGCCAUGGACCUUGCUGCGGGCCACGCACUCCAGGAGAAAAAUCAAUGAUAAGAAAGAAUAUUGAUCGACAUUUUUUACCUUUUGUUCCAUAUCGAAAAGUUAAAAAAGAGAUAAACGAAGAAAGUUAUAACAUGAGAAAGUGCUCUUGUCCGCAGUGUUAUAUUGAUACACAAUUUGAACACAGGGAACCUCUAAAAGGGAUACCAUACCUUGCUAAAAAAAAUUCUAUAGAUACACCUGAAAAUUUACAAAAAUUGGAAAUAAAACCUAUAUCAAAAAGGAAGGCUCUGAUUGGCGAGCUAGGACUUCAUCAAAAUGUUCGUAAGGAAGAAGAAAGAGAAGGUAAUAAAGAGGGAAAAGAUAAACACGUCAGUUCGACCGAUUUGAUAAAUAUACCACCAGGUCCGAAUCGCAGUCGCGCUGUUGCUAAUUUACUGGAACGACGGAGAGUAGCGGAGUUGAACAGUGCUUUUGGAAAGUUGCGUCUCCUUGUGCCAAGUUACGGCGAUGAAGAUAGAACGUUAUCCAAAAUCAAAACUUUAAAAUAUGCUUUAAACUACAUGUACCAUCUUACUGAUAUACUAAACAUGCAAGCCAAGGAUGACUCUUUUGACGUUAAGACAUAUUUUGUAGGUUUAUGUAGAAAAGACCCCUUAAUACAAAAGUGUCAGGAGCAUAUGAUGAAAAGAAAUGUUAUUCAAUAAGGAAGUUAUUUUCUCUGUUUUUUGAAACCUAAAUUCGAAAAAAUAAAAAAUAAAAAUCCGUGAAAUGUAAUGUCUAUUCUUUAUCUUCUGAACGAAAGUAAAAUUAUACAAUACACAAUGUCAUAUUUAAAAAAAAAACUCUUUUAGCUAAUUGUAUCUGAAAUUCAGCACAAAAAAUUCUUUACCCCCAUGCUCCCAUGUACGCACUGUAUAAUUAAUGCAAGAAGUAAAUUUGAAAUCAAAAAUUUUUUUUAUCAAACCAUUGUUUGGUAGUCACAUUUUUAAAUAAAACCAG